AUUCGCCGGGAGGAGGGGAAGGUGGAGCAAGGGAGGAGGGGGGAGCCGGGAGGAGCGGCCGGGCCUGGGGCCUUGAGGCCCGGGAGAGCCGGGGAGCCGGGGAGCCGGGCCGGCGCGCCGAGAUGCUGCUGUUGCUGCUGCUGGCGCCGCUCUUUCUCCGCCCCCCGGGCGCGGGCGGGGCGCAGACCCCCAACGCCACCUCUGAAGGUUGCCAGAUCAUACACCCGCCCUGGGAAGGGGGCAUCAGGUACAGGGGCCUGACUCGGGACCAGGUGAAGGCCAUCAACUUCCUGCCCGUGGACUAUGAGAUUGAGUAUGUGUGCCGGGGGGAGCGCGAGGUGGUGGGGCCCAAGGUGCGCAAGUGCCUGGCCAACGGCUCCUGGACAGAUAUGGACACGCCCAGCCGCUGUGUCCGAAUCUGCUCCAAGUCUUAUUUGACCCUGGAAAAUGGGAAGGUUUUCCUGACGGGUGGGGACCUCCCAGCUCUGGACGGAGCCCGGGUGGAUUUCCGAUGUGACCCCGACUUUCAUCUGGUGGGCAGCUCCCGGAGCAUCUGUAGUCAGGGCCAGUGGAGCACCCCCAAGCCCCACUGCCAGGUGAAUCGAACGCCACACUCAGAACGGCGCGCUGUGUACAUCGGGGCGCUGUUUCCCAUGAGCGGGGGCUGGCCGGGGGGCCAGGCCUGCCAGCCCGCGGUGGAGAUGGCGCUGGAGGACGUGAAUAGCCGCAGGGACAUCCUGCCGGACUAUGAGCUCAAGCUCAUCCACCACGACAGCAAGUGUGACCCAGGCCAAGCCACCAAGUACCUGUACGAGCUGCUCUACAACGACCCCAUCAAGAUCAUCCUUAUGCCUGGCUGCAGCUCUGUCUCCACGCUCGUGGCUGAGGCUGCCAGGAUGUGGAACCUCAUUGUGCUUUCCUACGGCUCCAGCUCACCAGCUCUGUCGAACCGACAACGCUUUCCUACCUUCUUCCGAACUCACCCAUCGGCUACACUCCACAAUCCCACCCGGGUGAAACUCUUCGAGAAGUGGGGCUGGAAGAAGAUCGCUACCAUCCAGCAGACCACUGAGGUCUUCACCUCGACUCUGGACGACCUGGAGGAGCGGGUUAAGGAGGCUGGAAUUGAGAUUACCUUUCGUCAGAGUUUCUUCUCGGAUCCAGCUGUGCCCGUCAAAAACCUUAAGCGCCAGGAUGCCCGGAUCAUCGUGGGACUUUUCUACGAGACUGAAGCCCGGAAAGUUUUUUGUGAGGUGUACAAGGAGCGGCUCUUUGGGAAGAAGUACGUCUGGUUCCUCAUUGGGUGGUAUGCUGACAAUUGGUUCAAGAUCUAUGACCCGUCCAUCAACUGCACAGUUGACGAGAUGACCGAGGCGGUGGAGGGCCACAUCACCACUGAGAUCGUCAUGUUGAACCCGGCCAACACUCGCAGCAUUUCCAACAUGACGUCCCAGGAGUUUGUGGAGAAACUGACCAAACGACUAAAACGACACCCCGAGGAGACGGGAGGCUUCCAGGAGGCACCCCUAGCCUAUGAUGCCAUCUGGGCCUUGGCACUGGCCCUCAACAAGACGUCCGGAGGGGGCGGCCGUUCGGGCGUGCGCCUGGAAGACUUCAACUACAACAACCAGACCAUAACUGACCAAAUCUACCGGGCAAUGAACUCCUCGUCCUUUGAGGGUGUUUCUGGCCAUGUGGUGUUUGAUGCCAGCGGCUCUCGGAUGGCAUGGACACUCAUCGAGCAGCUGCAGGGUGGCAGCUACAAGAAGAUUGGCUAUUAUGACAGCACCAAGGAUGACCUUUCCUGGUCCAAAACAGAUAAGUGGAUUGGAGGGUCCCCUCCAGCUGACCAGACCUUGGUCAUCAAGACGUUCCGCUUCCUGUCACAGAAACUCUUUAUCUCCGUCUCCGUUCUCUCCAGCCUGGGCAUUGUUCUAGCUGUUGUCUGUCUGUCCUUUAACAUCUAUAACUCCCAUGUCCGUUAUAUCCAGAACUCACAGCCCAACCUGAAUAAUCUGACUGCUGUGGGCUGCUCACUAGCAUUAGCCGCCGUCUUCCCCCUCGGGCUGGAUGGUUACCACAUCGGGAGAAGUCAGUUCCCUUUCGUCUGCCAGGCCCGCCUCUGGCUCCUGGGUUUGGGCUUUAGCCUGGGCUACGGCUCCAUGUUCACCAAGAUCUGGUGGGUCCAUACAGUCUUCACAAAGAAGGAGGAAAAGAAAGAGUGGAGGAAGACCCUGGAGCCCUGGAAGCUGUACGCCACGGUGGGCCUGUUGGUGGGCAUGGACGUCCUCACCCUUGCCAUCUGGCAGAUCGUGGACCCCCUGCACCGGACCAUUGAGACUUUUGCCAAGGAGGAGCCGAAGGAAGAUAUUGACGUGUCUAUUCUGCCCCAGCUGGAGCACUGUAGCUCCAAGAAGAUGAACACGUGGCUUGGCAUCUUCUAUGGUUACAAGGGGCUGCUGCUGCUGCUGGGUAUCUUUCUUGCUUAUGAGACCAAGAGUGUGUCCACUGAGAAGAUCAAUGACCACCGGGCUGUGGGCAUGGCCAUCUACAAUGUGGCGGUUCUGUGCCUCAUCACUGCCCCGGUCACCAUGAUCCUGUCCAGCCAGCAGGAUGCUGCCUUUGCCUUCGCCUCCCUCGCCAUAGUUUUCUCCUCCUAUAUCACCCUGGUGGUGCUCUUUGUGCCCAAGAUGCGCAGGCUGAUCACCCGAGGGGAGUGGCAGUCGGAGGCACAGGACACCAUGAAGACAGGGUCCUCGACCAACAACAACGAGGAGGAGAAGUCCAGGCUGUUGGAGAAGGAGAACCGCGAGCUGGAGAAGAUCAUCGCCGAGAAAGAGGAGCGCGUCUCUGAACUGCGCCAUCAGCUCCAGUCACGGCAGCAGCUCCGAUCCCGGCGUCACCCUCCGACACCCCCAGACCCCUCGGGGGGCCUGCCCAGGGGGCCCCCUGAGCCCCCUGACCGGCUUAGCUGUGAUGGAAGUCGAGUCCACUUGCUUUACAAGUGA
Molecule: messenger RNA, 3008 nt
Organism: Budorcas taxicolor (takin)
Lineage: Eukaryota; Metazoa; Chordata; Mammalia; Artiodactyla; Bovidae
Gene: GABBR1
Product: gamma-aminobutyric acid type B receptor subunit 1
Exons: 23
Coding region: 123-3008 (961 amino acids)
Biological process (GO): gamma-aminobutyric acid signaling pathway; G protein-coupled receptor signaling pathway
Cellular component (GO): G protein-coupled receptor heterodimeric complex; membrane
Molecular function (GO): G protein-coupled GABA receptor activity
Source: RefSeq, a predicted model, not a curated record